Messenger RNA from Zea mays, 591 nucleotides. Its product is annotated as 1,2-dihydroxy-3-keto-5-methylthiopentene dioxygenase 4. The transcript has 3 exons. The record is from RefSeq and is a predicted model, not a curated record. The coding region runs from base 79 to 591 and encodes 170 amino acids. Gene Ontology annotation, molecular function: acireductone dioxygenase [iron(II)-requiring] activity. NCBI's taxonomy places the organism in Eukaryota, Viridiplantae, Streptophyta, Magnoliopsida, Poales, Poaceae.
CUACCCACGAGCAGGUGUUGAGAAAAUCUGAUAAGCCCUUUUUCUGGACCUGCUUUAUUAUGUAAUUAAGCAACAUAGAUGGCCUGUUUUGCAGAUGUUGGCGUGUUGUAUUGGCAUUUGGACCCUAAGAAGUCUGAAAGCGAGGAGGAACUAGCAAAAAUCCGCAGAGACAGAGGAUACAGUUACAUGGAUCUUAUUGAGAUAUGUCCCGACAAACUGGAAAACUAUGAGAAGGUGAAGAACUUCUUCCGUGAGCACAUGCACGCUGACGAAGAGAUCCGCUAUUGCUUGGAGGGCAGCGGGUACUUUGACGUCCGCGAUAAAGAUGACAAGUGGAUUCGAAUUUGGAUAAGGGAAGGAGACAUGAUCAUCCUACCAGCUGGAAUUUAUCAUCGUCUCACCCUCGACAGUGCUAAAUACACGAAGCUCAUGAGGCUUUUCAUUGGGGAACCAGUCUGGACCGCAUUAAACCGCCCUCAGGAGGACCACCCGGCGAGGCAAGAGUAUGUCAAGAAUGUGAGUGCGGGCACUAGAUUUGCUCUUGCAGCUCACUUCCUGUCCAACAUGAACCUGCCCUCCAAGCCCUUCUAG